Molecule: messenger RNA, 495 nt
Organism: Parnassius apollo (apollo)
Lineage: Eukaryota; Metazoa; Arthropoda; Insecta; Lepidoptera; Papilionidae
Source: the annotation of a GenBank genome assembly
UUGAUCAGCAAGCAAAACCCUGAGAUAUCCCAUUUGAUUGAGGGUGAGGGUCGUGACGGUGAGGGCCUCCGACUCCGCUUUAAGCGAGGUAAUCGCAAUAGUAAUCUAUAUAACGCGGUGUUCCUGGCAGAGGCCAAGGUAUACCGUAAGAUUCUCGACUUAGGGAGGGUCUGCGUGGAUCACCAGAGAAUAACCGUGGACAGCUUUUCUCCGUUCUUGCAGUGCCACAAGUGCCUUCAGUUCGGACACAUGAGGUCCAAAUGCACCGCCACCGAAAGUCUUUGCUCGCACUGUGCUGGCUCCGACCACCAGGUGGACAAAUGCCCUGUGAAAAAUGAGCCUGGCAGCGUCAAGUGCUAUAAUUGCACUUCUCACAAUGCCAGAUUUAAAUCCAACCAAGACUGCAAACAUACCGCUAAUUCCGAUAAAUGUCCCAGACUGCGAGCCAUGAAAGAUAAAAUAAAUCAAAGAGUCGACUAUGGAUUUGCACCAUAA